Papilio polytes (common Mormon) is the source of this 619-nucleotide messenger RNA. RefSeq names its product ejaculatory bulb-specific protein 3-like. Bases 110 to 484 code for a protein of 124 amino acids. The record is from RefSeq and is a predicted model, not a curated record. The transcript is spliced from 3 exons. NCBI's taxonomy places the organism in Eukaryota, Metazoa, Arthropoda, Insecta, Lepidoptera, Papilionidae.
AUCCAGCCAGUUUGCUGACCAAUUCGUACCUUGUUUUCCUACGUGCCUAUAUAAGAGGUGACGUGAUGUGAUCAAUUCAGUAUCGGAAGAUCUUGUCAACAACUGCACAAUGAAAACUAUCGUCCUGCUUUGUACGCUCGCCGCAGCAGCGUAUGCCGCGCCAGCUGAUACCUACAAUGCACAGUACGACAACUUUAAUGCUCAAGAGCUCGUAGAAAACUCUAGAUUACUCAAGAACUAUGGACGUUGCUUCCUAAGCAAGGGUCCUUGCACAGCGGAGGGAUCAGAUUUCAAAAAAACAAUUCCGGAGGCCUUGAGGACAAGCUGCGCGAAAUGCACUCCUAAACAAAGGGAGCUUGUUAGAACUGUAGUUCACGGAUUCCAGACCAAGUUGCCAGAGAUCUGGACGGAGCUGGUCCAACAAGAGGACCCUAAGGGAAAGUACAAAGAGGCUUUCAAUCGCUUCCUUCAGUCGUCGGAUUAAACCAAAUACCACCAGACCAUUGAUAGCUAAAAUGUGAUAAUUUUUAUGCAAAUAUCACUGAUGUACCUUGAUUUAAUUUAAUAACGAAUUAAUUUUAAUUAUUUACAAAAUUAAAUAUAUUAAAUUGUUUUAUAA